UCGAUUUAGCGAAACCUCUUCGAUUUUUUCUUCUUAAUUUUUCUAUAGAUUUGAUGGCGGAGGUCGACGGCGUUGAGGAUUUCGAUCUCGAAGCCCUUCUGCGAGACUUCGAUGAAGUUCCAAGCUUGGAUCUCAGCGACAUAUCCCUGUUUGAUUUCCCUUCGCCGGAGCAGCAGUCGCUGUCACCGGCGGACUCCAACUCCUCGUGGGCGGAGGAGCUGGAGAAGUUCUUAUUAGAGAACGAUGAUGGUGGUGCCGAGACGCCGGAAGUUCAUGAGGGAUUUGAGAAUAAUUUCUUCUCGGAUAUUUUGGGGUCCAAUGAUGGGAAUAGCGAUGAUGAGAAGGAAGAGGUUUCGGGCCUUAACGAUGGGAAGAGCGAUGAAGAUGAGAAGAAAGAUGGGGCUUCGGGCCUUGAUGACGGGGAGAGCGAUGAUGAUGAGAAGAAGGAUAGGGUUUCAGGGCUUGAUGGUGGGAAGAGCGAGGAAAUUGAGAAGAAGGACGAGUCUUUUGUCGUCGUGGACGAGAUUGAAGAUGAUUCAAUCAUUAAGAAGCGGAGAAGGCAGAUGCGGAAUAGAGAUUCUGCCAUGAAAUCUAGGGAGAGGAAGAAGAUUUACGUUAAGGACCUAGAGAUGAAGAGCAGGUAUCUGGAAUCAGAGUGCCGGCGCCUAAGGUAUGCCUUUCAGUGUUGUGUUGCUGAAAACCUGGCACUCCGCCAAUGCUUGCAGAAUGGGAGGGCAUUUGGUGCUCCCGCAGCCAGACAGGAGUCUGCUGUACUCUUGAUGGAAUCCCUGCUGCUGGGUUCCCUGUUUUGGCUCAUGAGCAUUGUUUGCCUAUUCCUAGCACCCAGCCUGUCCAGUCUGAACCUAAAGGGAGCAAGCCGGCCAGAAAGCGGUCCCGUUCUGGAGGUCCAAAAGAUAGAAAAUAAGGGCGCAGAAUAUGAUUUUGGAUAUCAUUUGAUCAUUUUGAGGAGGAGGUAUAGAGGAAUGAGGUCUAGGAUGAAGUCUUCUUAUUAUUAUUCAUGUUCUUAUGGUGUUGUCAAUGGACCAAGUCUCCCUUCUGUUCUAGACUUCUAGUCUGACAGAGAUGAUGGGAAUUGCAGUAAAUGGUAUUCAGUGACUAAUGUUGGUUAAACUUUCAUUUUGUAAAUUAUUUAUUUCUUGUUUUCUUUUUGGCCA
Dioscorea cayenensis subsp. rotundata (Guinea yam) is the source of this 1175-nucleotide messenger RNA. RefSeq names its product bZIP transcription factor 50. The coding region runs from base 54 to 1073 and encodes 339 amino acids. The transcript has 3 exons. NCBI's taxonomy places the organism in Eukaryota, Viridiplantae, Streptophyta, Magnoliopsida, Dioscoreales, Dioscoreaceae. Gene Ontology annotation, molecular function: DNA-binding transcription factor activity. Gene Ontology annotation, biological process: regulation of DNA-templated transcription. The record is from RefSeq and is a predicted model, not a curated record.